Molecule: messenger RNA, 5504 nt
Organism: Exophiala xenobiotica
Lineage: Eukaryota; Fungi; Ascomycota; Eurotiomycetes; Chaetothyriales; Herpotrichiellaceae
Exons: 2
Coding region: 210-5276 (1688 amino acids)
Biological process (GO): transmembrane transport
Cellular component (GO): fungal-type vacuole; fungal-type vacuole membrane
Molecular function (GO): ATP binding; ABC-type peptide transporter activity; ATP hydrolysis activity
Source: RefSeq, a predicted model, not a curated record
CGACCAUAGCGCUUUCCCCAGACUUCCUCUUUGCCUCCCUGCCUUUUUUGGACGUGCUGUGCUGGUGGAUAUCUGCUUUUCAAGGGCUGCUUUCUUGCAUACUAUCGACCUUGUACAACAUCUUCUUGUAUAUUCUAUUUCUGCUACGGACAUGAUUGCGGCAUUCCCCGCAUCCAGGUGAGAAGCGGUGGAGGUCCUUGUUGUUGAACAUGUUCGCCAGGUGUAAAGCACCCAUAUGGCGCGUCGAUGAUUUGACGCCUUGUUUCCAAGCAGACUAUCUCCAGACACUAUUUCCACUGCUAGCAUGCGCCAUAUCUAUCCUGCUGUUAACCGUCGAAACCGUACGCCAAAGGCUGAAAAGCCGGCGUCGAAAGCAUACCCACCACCUACUCAUCGACGUUGAUGAAGAUGACGAGGUCUCGACAGAUGAGGACGGCGAUGAAGAUAGCCUGGCGAGGCUCACACUGCAGAAAACCCAGAGUCAUGGCGGUAUAUCGAUUAAAGACGUCGACAGACCUACUGGCGAAGUCCUGCUUGUCACCGUUGAGCUCCUACUGGUGCUAGGACAACUGGUCGUCAACAUUGUCACAAUCCUCGACGAAGGGAACCGCAGGAAACGCGCCUCAAUAGCAGAAACCGUCGUGUCCGGAUACCUUGCAACACUCUCCGGAGCUCGCCUGCUUGCGUCAACCACGACUUGGGAAUCUCCAAUCAAGAGCCUGUGGAAUCACAGUGCUACACUGUAUAUUAUACAAUGGCUCAACUUGGUCUGGGUUUUCCGAUCAGUCCUCACCCACCCAGUCGAUGGCCUGCUCCAAGCUUUGACGAUUGUUUCCUUCAGCAUUACAACCAUCCUCGUCGUCAUCGCACUAUGUUCUCGAAAGGGGAACAAAGGCGUACUCUUGGAGCAUGAAGGUGAUAUUGAGCCAUCUCGCGAGCCGCUUGCCAGUGUUCUCUCUUUGGCAACCUUCGCUUGGGUCGAUCCAAUCGUCUGGAAAGGCUACAAGAAGACAUUAGACCUUGCCGACGUCUGGAAUGUAGCUAUUUCGGACAAGGCUGAGACGGUAUUGGCUCAUUUCCGCCAAAUCCAGAAGACUCAUUCACUUGCCGUCCGACUUCUCCUGCAUUUCAAGAAGGAGCUUCUUAUUCAGGGCGCAUGGUGCGUGCUAGCAAGCGUUUUCAUGUUCCUGCCAACACUACUUUUGAAAGCUAUUCUUGAGUAUCUUGAGAACACCGACAAGAUCCCUCGCAGUGCGGCAUGGCUCUAUGCUAUACUUCUCUUUGCUACUGGCGCUGUGCAGGCCGUUGGCGAUGGUCAGGGACUGUGGAUUGGGAGAAAAAUCUGCAUCCGACUACGUGCCAUCAUAGUGGGUGAGAUCUAUUCCAAGACACUGCGAAGGAAAGCAGCAGCAAGUACCGACUCCGAACUUGACAAAGACAAGACUCAGCCUAAAGACAAGCAAUCGCUUUCCAUCAGGAUCAAAGCAAUUUUGAAGAACAAAAGCCCAAGACUCCAGAAGGCUCCGAACGCUGAGGACGCUCCCACGAAGGCCCCGAAUACCCAGGCUAACAACGGAACAAUCAUUAACCUCAUGUCUAUUGACUCCUUCAAAGUAGCCGAGAUAUGCGCCUACUUGCACUUCCUCUGGGCUGCUGUACCCGUUCAGCUUGUCAUGGCGGUCGCCUUGUUGUACAAGGUGUUGGGCUAUAGCUCUUUCGCAGGCAUCAUCAUGAUGGUUUUCAUACUGCCACUCAAUUUGUACAUCGCGAAAUCAUUCCAAGCUGCGCAGAAGAGGAUCAUGACCGCUACCGACGGUCGAAUUCACGUCACGAAUGAAGUCCUCCAGAACAUCCGAAUCAUCAAAUAUUUUGCAUGGGAACGGCGCUUCCAGAACAGCGUCAAUGAGAAGAGGCAUGUCGAGCUAUCAGCUUUAUGGCGAAAAUACGUGUUAUGGGCCAGUGCGGCAACUAUCUGGAGUGGAGUUCCGAUUCUGAUCACAUUCACCUCCUUCCUCAUUUAUACGCAGAUCGAGAAGCGGCCUCUUGUACCAUCCGUUGCCUUUCCGGCUCUGUCGAUGUUUUCGUUGUUGCGAAUACCUCUGGACCAGCUUGCAGAUAUGGUGGCUCAUGUGCAGGAAUCGAAAGUAUCCGUGGACCGUGUCGAAAAGUUCCUUGACGAAGAGGAAACGGAAAAGUAUGUUCAAUUGCGCCAGAGCAGAAGGAGAAGUUUGCCAGCUAGUCGCAUCGCUCUUGACAAUGCGACCUUGACAUGGGGAGCUUCUGGGCCCGAAUCAACUGAAGCAUUUCGACUGAUUAACCUGAGCGUGGAUUUCCCCAUAGGCCAGCUCAGUGUGAUCGCAGGCCCAACCGGAUGCGGCAAGACAUCCUUGCUCAUGGCUCUACUUGGAGAAAUGCAAUUGCUCAGCGGCAAUGUCUAUAUACCAGGAGGCUCGGUUCGGCAGGAUCUGCGGCCAGACCCGAUCACAGGCUUGACUGAAAGUGUGGCAUACUGCGCUCAACAAGCAUGGCUUGUGAAUGCUACGAUCAAGGAGAACAUUUUAUUCGCCAGCCCUUACGACGAAGACCGUUACCACGAGGUUAUCUCAAUCUGUGCGCUUGAGCGCGACUUGGAAAUACUUGAUGCGGGUGACAUGACUCUGGUUGGAGAAAAGGGCAUUACCUUGUCUGGUGGUCAAAAGCAAAGAAUUUCACUCGCCAGGGCAAUUUAUUCCAACUCGAAACAUCUGCUGCUAGACGAUUGUCUAAGCGCGGUCGAUGCACACACGGCAAAGCACAUCUUCGAGGAAGCUCUCACCGGCAGUUUGAUGGCACACCGCACUUGCAUCCUGGUUUCGCACAAUGUUUCAUUGACUAUCCCUUUCGCGAGUCAAGUGGUCGUGCUGGGGAAUGGCAAGAUUACAGCUCAAGGGACUCCACAAGAAAUUGCUGACAGCGGUGCGCUUGGUGAUGAGCUUUUGAAAUCCCGACCUGUAUCGAGAGCAGCUUCCCAGGGACCUUCAAGAGUGUCUUCUAACCUCGAGGAGGAGACGUCGAAGCUGUCCGGAGGUAAUGGCCAUGUGACACCCGGUUCGCGUGGCAGAGAUACUGCCAGAAUCAAAGCGAAACUCAGCAAGGCGGAAAAGGAAUUUGUUGAUCAUCGACUUGAGGCUAAAGCGACUGGAAGUGUCAAGCUAUCGACAAUUAAAAUGUAUCUCCAGGCUAUGGGCCCUUGGUACUACUGGAUUUUCGCAGCUUGGGGUUUCAUAGCUACUCAGCUUGGAUCUGUUGCCACAAAUCUCUGGAUCCGGCAAUGGGCGAACGCCUAUCAUCUUCGGAAGACGCAUUCGGCACAUGCAGUAGUUCAAGGCUUUCACCAUAAAGCGAUGGUGUCAACGUCCAGCUUCGGGGGAUCGUUGGUUCAAAUACCACAAACUGCUGCCACCGUGAGCGUUUCCUGGGCUCAGGCACUCCAAAAUGUGGAUGCCUGGUAUUACCUUGGGAUUUAUGCGGUCAUCGGCGCGGUCUACGUCUUCAUUUGUUUCUCGAGGGAGCUCAUUCUCUUCUGGGGCUCACGACGUGCCUCUUGGCUUCUCCAUGAGAAACUGUUGACGAGUAUCCUCCGGGCCAAAUUCAAGUUUUUCGACUCGACACCUCUCGGCCAACUAACAAACCGAUUUUCCAAGGACAUUCAAGCACUGGAUCAAGAAGUUGCACCUGUCGCCAUAGGCAUGCUUCACAGUGCUGCUUCUGUUCUGACCAUUGUGAUUCUAAUCUCGGCGAUCACUCCAGGCUUUCUGAUUCCAGGUUUCUUCAUCACCAUUCUGUAUGUUCUGACUGGUCUCUUCUAUAUUCGUUCGUCACGCGACCUCAAACGGAUUGAAGCCAUUCAACGAAGUCCGCUCUUCCAACACUUUGGAGAGACCUUGUCGGGAGUUGUUACCAUUCGAGCCUAUGGAGAUGAGUCACGUUUCAUUCAGGAAAGCCACCUUCGUGUCAACACUCACAAUCGACCAUUCAUAUAUUUGUGGGCUACUAAUAGAUGGCUCGCUUUCCGGAUUGAUAUUGCUGGAGCCUUGGUCUCGUUCUUCUCGGCGAUGUUCGUGGUGCUCAACGCUGGCCACAUUGACCCUGGAGCAGCAGGUCUGGCAUUGUCGUACGCCAUUACUUUUACACAGAAUGUCCUCUGGCUUGUGCGGCUAUAUGCUGCCAACGAACAAAACAUGAAUGCCGUCGAGCGACUUCAAGAAUAUAUUAACGUCGAGCAGGAAGCGCCAGCAGAAGUUCCAGAAACCAAACCUGCAUCUAAUUGGCCUUCUCAUGGAGUGGUUGAGUUCAUCGGUUACAGCACUAGAUAUCGGCCGGACCUCGAGCCUGUGUUGAACAAAAUAACGUUCCGCAUUGAGGCCGGGCAAAAAGUGGGCAUCGUGGGUAGGACUGGAGCUGGCAAAAGUUCCCUCGCUCUAGCCUUGUUCCGAGGUCUCGAGGCCGAAGAAGGCAAAAUCCUUAUCGACGACGUCGACAUUGGUCUCAUUGGUCUGCAGGAUCUCCGCGAGGCUAUCACAAUCGUACCACAGGAUCCCACACUCUUCAGUGGCACCUUGAGAAGCAACCUUGAUCCGUUCGAGCUAUUUACGGACGAGGAAAUCUUCAAUGCCCUCAGGCGAGUUCAGCUGAUUCCUGGACCAAAGGAUGGCUCGGACCGCUCCGCAUCUGGAAGUCCUUUUGGGCCGUCGAGCAGAUCGCCGACUCUGCGAGAAAAUCCGACGCCUGCAGACAGCCAUGCAUCGUUCUCAGCAAAUGGAACCAUCAAGUCUGACUCGACCUUGGUACAGGAGGCGAGCAAUUCCAAGGACAACAAGAACAUCUUCCAAGACCUCUCGUCUCCCGUGGCUGAAUCUGGUUCCAAUCUAUCUCAAGGACAGCGGCAAUUGUUGUGCCUCGCGAGAGCGUUAUUGAAGGCACCAAAGGUGCUAGUGAUGGACGAAGCUACUGCAUCGAUCGAUUACGCAACAGACUCGAAGAUCCAAGAUACCUUGCGCGAGCUGAAGAACAACACGAUCCUUACCAUCGCUCACCGAUUGCAAACCAUCGUUGAUUACGACGCAGUGUUGGUUCUUGACAAAGGCGAGGUCAAAGAGUAUGCCUCUCCCUGGGAGCUGAUUCAGCAGGAGGAUGGGCUGUUCAGGUCCAUGUGCGAAACAAGCGGGGAUUUUGAUACAUUAUAUCAAUUGGCGAAGAAGGCAUGGCAGGAUAAGAGAUUGGUUGAUGACUCCUAGCAGGGUCAGCCGCAGUUCUUAAGGUGCCCAGUCGCAUGAGAAAAGUAAUUCUGGGUCGUUUUUCAGCGUGGGUGGGUGCCGUCGAUUGCAGAGAUUGUUUUGUGGCGGCCAAAGUCGCCUUGCCACUGUAAAUUCGUUACGCACAGUAUGUACAUAUUCUGAAAAUGGCGUGGAAGCGUCAAUAUUGUUGCAAGAGGCACAUUGCCGAAUCAAUAAUUGUUAAACGAG